AUGGCAGCCAUGAAAAAUCCAGACGGGCAGGAGCAGGUGUUGGAGGCUGCUGCCAGGGAUCUGGAGCGGCUGCGAUCUCUCAGCUUGGAUGAUUUGAAAGCUAUGAAGGUCCGUUUUGGCACGGUUCACAAAGGUCAAACAUUUGAAGAAGUUUGGAAUCGGGAUCAGAUGUGGUUCCGUCAGAUGGUGGGCCGCUUCUUCUCAAGCUGCAAGUGGGAGCACAUGACCUUGGUUCGUUUUGCAAAGCUGAAGGAAGAAUACGAUCUUCGCCAGAAAUUCCAUGCUGAUGUGGAGAGUGGGACAACAGCAGUCAUAGUCCAGCAGCAGAUGGAGAUUUACUCACUGAAGGAGCAUGUUUCCUAUUUGGAGGCGAUCUUGAAGAAGGUGGUGGAAUCUGUGGCGUUGGCGCAACCAGAAGUGCAUGGCAAUCUACCAUCUGUGUGGCAGUUUGACGAGCACUAUUGCAAAGUAGUGGAAGGCGACUGUGUCUACUUGGGCUGCAUCGACAUCUUUCUCCUGGCACAGAGCCGCGGAAAAGAACUUGCAGUGCUUCACUACGAUGACUCACCUCAGUUGCAGGCACGAUCCGUGCGUGACAUGAUCAAAGAUAUCAUUCCCCAUUCUCCAGAAGCAAGUUGGGAUGAGAGCGACUUCACUGCGGAGUCUUGCUGGUUGGUGGUGAUGUGUCGUGCAGACCUGACACGCGGUUGCCACAGCAGCUUGAACCACUUCUUGCCUGCAUGGCACAGAGACCACAACCCCACUGCAUUUGACCUCCACAAAGCGACCGUCGUCUACAACCUUGCCGAAUUGAAAUCAAGCUUGCAAUUCAGGUUGAUGGAAGCUAUGGGUGAUGGUCAGGGGUUGAGUGCAGAGGAGGACGCCACUUUGGAGUCUGUGAUUGAGGAGUCGCAAAAGCUUGAAAGACUGAUUGCAGCUGUGGAGGCAUUUCACGCCGUGGACGUGGUCGCAGAGGAGGUGCCUGCUGAUGGCAAUUGUGCCCUUCAUUCGGUCUUUGCUUUGGAGCGUGGUAUCCUUGGAGAUGAUGAGCCAAUGCAAGCUUCAGACGGAGAGAUUCAUUUGCUGCGCCAGGACACGGCAGGUGUGAAGCCCUUGGGUGCAAAAGGACAAGCCAAUGCAUCCAAAGCAGCUGCAGCGAGCCAAGAGUCCACCCAAUGUGAGACGACGCCAAAAAAGCAGAAAGGUUGGGUAGAGGGUGCUGACAAGGAACCUCGGCUGGCGACGCCGGAGAAAGUUCAGAAGAAGAAGCAGAAGAAGCAGGAGAAGGGAAAGCCAGAGACUGUUCAGAAUUGCCAGCCUGCCGACUUCGUUCCAAGGCGUGAGAAAGAACCUCUCCAACUUCGGAAGCCCCGCAAAGUUGCCGACGAUGCUUCCAAAAGUGCGGAAGUUCCCGAAGAUGAGGUAGGUCAGGCAGAUGCUGCAAUGACCUUGGUGGAAGGAGCAGAUGGCCUGGAGAGGAGGAUCAAGCGCAAGACCCACAAUCGCUGCAAGAAGAAGAACGUGAGUGUAAGUGUGGUCCAGCUAGCUGCCUUGAAGAAGUAUAUCGUAAGCCUCGGGCUCACCUGGCCACGUUUCCAGAGUGAACAUUCAAGGGACCAGCCUUUGAAGAAGGUGUCUACAUGCAGUGACGGUGGCUAUGUGACAUUGCAAAACAAGCUUGUCAGCAACCCGGAUCAUAAGCCCAAGUGUACUACCUGUUUGCGAUUGCUGAGCUCUUUCUCCGUCGAACCAGACCAUAUUCGUGAAGCCAUAGAGGCCGCUUUGAAUCCCCAGGCGACAGAGACAGCUCCGGAGGCGGCUCCAGAGGGAGGUUCGGAGAAUGGCACCGUUGCUGUUGCUGAAGACCGGCCAGAAAAUUCCACAGCAGACAAAGGUCAAGUUGAUGAGACAGUGGCAUCCCUUGCUGAGGAGACCACCAAGUUUGAUGCAGUUGCUUGGAUGAGCAGCCACUAUCCUGACUUUGUCAUGCUUGAGAACGGUCAACAUCAGAAGAAGUUUCCGGUGCGUUGCCGAUUGUGCACAACACGAUCCUUUCCAAUGGGCAAGGUCAUUGAUCUAUGUGCACUGAAGAAGGAAACAAUGCAGCACUUCUUGAACCAACACAUAUCAAGUGGCAAGCAUCAGAGAGCUUUGCAAUCCAGAGACGGUCUGGAUCACUUUGGAAACGGGCAGCCGCCAGGCGACCUUGAUGGCGGAGAGGAGAUGAACCAAUGUGAAGGCUUUCGGGUGGAGGCUUCUCCAGAAGCAGGGGUGCUACAAUUCUAUGUGAGAGAGUUUGCGGACUGGGCAGGCAUGACAAACUUGCCGAGGCAGCAGUUCGUGAGAAUCAGCUGGCUGUCGGCUCCAGAAGUCCACACCACAGAUACGCAGAAGAUGUUUGUCAGCACAAUCGUGCAGCCGUGCCUCAAGUGCAAUGUGGAAACCAUCCCUGACCGCUUUCAGGACAUCAUUGGCACUUUCUCAUCCGCCAUUGCCUCAGGCCAAUGCAGUGACGCUGACCUUACCAACAUGAAGAUAGCGUCCGCUGCGCUCUCUGGAACCCUAGAGGAGCAUCCUUUUUUGGUGGGGUUAUCCCUCCAAUGCAUGCGGAUGGUGGAUAAACAGUCGAGAAACAUCACAACUAUGGCUGGCCGGCGGAACAAGGAGGAGACAUCCCGUGAAGCCACACUCAUUGCUGACGCCGGGAUGAGGAUUGCCAUUGCAUCUGGGAACGCAAAGAUGGCAAAGGAGUUUGGUAUAUCGGCUGCCUCGUUGAGAACCAAUGUGGAGGAUCUGGAGAAAUACAGCUUGCCUCGACCAGCUUUGGCCCUAGCAAUGCCAUCCAUUCUCAAAGAGAAUGCAUUGGUGAUCGACCAGCGGUAUGUUCGCCACAACGGAUGCAGUAGUUCUCGCAGACUCGUUUGCGCCUUCGAUGCCACAUACCUAACCCCCUCUUUGUCUCAGAUGGUUCUCCACGGAAAGCGUGGAUUGGUUGGCGGCGCUUGGGAUGUGAACUCUGAUGGCCUUGGUGUGAGCUUCAUAAGCCUGGAGGAGGACACUUCCGUGGAUGUGAGAUCUGUUCCAAGGGCGAAUAUUAUGUACGAAUUCCUGCUUUGGGAUCCAGCAGGAUUGCGGAAGCAAUCACUGUCAGCAGCUUCGAUGCCAAUGCAGCAGGGAACAGGCGGUGACGGCACGCUGGCCUCAUUGAACAUGCUUCGUGUAGUAGGCACCUUCAUGCUUCAGUUUGGCCACUUGGUUAAGUGCGUUGUCUUUGACUCUGCUACCAACCACAACUUUGUGAGAGCCUUGCUUCACGGGCAAACCGAUGCAGUGGAGACCUCUUGGAUUCAGGACAUUCCAUUCUUCCGUGACUUGGAGGUGCUGCCGUUGCCAAAGCACAACCUUCCAAGAUUGCCUGUCAACCAGGUUUUGUACUUGAAGGAGACAGUUUGGGGAUUACCAGGACCCUGUGCCACAGUCACAAAAAACUCGGCCGGCCAAUGCAACUCGAGCUUGCGAGUUGUGCACUACGGACGUUACUGGACGGACUUGACCCUUGCUACUGGUCAUGGCCUACCGCCAGCAGCCUACUCUCGUCAAGAGCCUAUGUCCGACGCGCUCAACGCGCUAUACUACAAUCCUUUCUUCUUGGUUGAGGAUCCAGACGCGCACAUGGCCAAUACGAAGAUACCAUGGGCACUGCACGGAAUGACUGUCCACAACUGCGUGGUGGCGCUUUGUAUUGCGCCAUGCACGCACAAAGACCUACGGCUUGCACAACGUUGCGAGGUCGCUUUAUCAGGCUUCCUUUGCAUUGACCUAUUUCGCAUGGCAGCUGAAUCCCUUUGCAGCGCCAGAACCCUACCUCGUGGAUCGUUAUUCAUGGCGCCCCAAACGUGCCACAACCUCCAAGGAGUUGCGCUCAGCGUCAUUGUGGUGUGCUUGACCAAGAGCCCCGACUUCUCGCCUUGGACAAGAGGCCAAUCAAGGUUGUCCGAAAUAGGAGCCUUGGAAAGAUUACUGGAAAGAUUGGAUGCAAAUGAACACAAUAAACCAGUAAUUACUGUAUACAUCUGUAUAUAUGUAUGUAUGUAUAUGGAUAUAAUAAUGCAUUAUAAUAUAACCAUAUGCGUAUUCUUUUUGUAG
Durusdinium trenchii is the source of this 4146-nucleotide messenger RNA. The record is from the annotation of a GenBank genome assembly. Lineage: Eukaryota; Dinophyceae; Suessiales; Symbiodiniaceae.